AUGCGCUUGGUCGACUUUGCCCUCAGUCUGUCCUGUGCUGCCGCAAUGGUGCAGGCAGCGCAGAUUCCGUUCGGUUUCUCACCUCCGCCCGAAGCUCAUGUAGGAGGUGACGUCAAUCUGGGCGAGUGGAAUCUGAGCGCGACACCUCCUUCCAACGCUACAGGUCACUGGAUUUUUGACACAGCCGGUUCGUUCCUGCAGCACUGGCCGAACACUCGCCUGCGGAACGGUCACAAUAUUGUACCAGGCAUCUUGCCUACGGGGACAUUACUGUACCACGGCGCUGCUACAUCGGAAGUACCCACUGUUCCGGAGUGGACCGCUACCGAUCCAGAGCACUCAUUCCUCUUCUGUCGUGGCCAGACUGACACAGGGUGUUGGCAUCUUACACUGGUAGCCACGCGUCCAUUGCAAAUCUUGUACUUCGACGGAAGCAGUGCUGCCAAAAUGACCAACGGUCCGUUCGACACUCAGGAUAUCAUUACGUGGGGUCGGAUUAACCCGCCGAAUAUGACGUUAAGAAACGAGAGGGAGAGGAUUGCUAGGCUCUGCGAGUGGGGGAAACCGUUCGGAAUAGAUGGUUUCCUCAGAAUGGAGAUGGAUUUCGAGAUCAUGCUCUGUGACUUCACGUCCGGCGUCGAAACCGUCUCCUUCCUCAAUCUCGCAACCAACAGACCACCGCGUGGACCUGGUAACCGACCUCCGCCUCCGGAACGGAACGACACCAACCCACACGCAUUCGCACCCGACAAGGACCCCAACACGUUCGCACCCGACAACAACACGAUGCCUACAGCUAUUCACGAAGUAAUCUGGUCUGGGCACUGGCAUAACCGCUACCCUGGCGACAAGCGCAUCCAGCUCGACUACUCGCGCAUACUCUCGUUCUACGACACGGAGCUCGUCCCAAGCCUUAUCGCGAUGCGUGAGGGUAAGGAGCGGUGGUACCACCGACUGCAGGGCAUUUCACACAAGGACAUCAUCGCUUCUACGGUGCGGCUGGAGGACCUACUGCGGCGCAAGCUUGGUGGGAGUGGGGUAGACUGGGAGACGCUCCUGCGUGUGGUAGUGGACCGCUACGCCGACAGGCUCGAGCUGGUACAAUACAUUCUGAACGGGACUGAUCCGAGUACCAAAUUAGAGACGGCAAAGAAGGUGCAGGACCAGCUGCGUACCAUGCUCACUCCCUACAUCCUGCACUCCGUAGUGCCUUCAAACGGGACUGACGACGCCGCCACUCUACAUGCGUGGGCGGCACCGGUCUUCCGCUUCUGCUCGACCGCGCAUACGGCGUACAUCACCACUCCUGCGUUCGCGGACCGGCUUACGCAAUCCGAGCACCUCUUGCUCAGCGCAGUGCGCUCUACCAGUCGUGAGAUCUGCCGCGUCGUGACGAAUAUGUGGGCUAAGGGCGUCGAAGGCGGGUUGGAUGAGCUAAAGUCUGGGAUGGAUGUCGAUCAGCAUGCAGACGAAGAUAUUGUCUCCGAAAUUUUGCAGAAAUGGUCUAUUGACAUUGACUACCUGAUGAAGUGGCUGGAUUGGAGCGUGUGGGUCAAGUGCCGCCCCGCGUGUUCGAUUGAGGAGGAGUGCUACCUGCCUACCUGGCCAUACUUCGUCAUCCGUCCUCCCAGGCCCGGUGGUCCUCGUCCGCCUGGAGAGUCCCCGAACCCUCCACCACAAUACCCGCCUGGUGCGCCGCCUACGACAGAACCGGGUGACUUCCCUUCCCCCUUCUUUGCACCCGACAACGAUUGGGACGAGCCGCAGCCGAAGUGCGUUCGACGCAUUGCCCCAUAUGGGAGUCUCUAA
Molecule: messenger RNA, 1809 nt
Organism: Sparassis crispa
Lineage: Eukaryota; Fungi; Basidiomycota; Agaricomycetes; Polyporales; Sparassidaceae
Exons: 6
Coding region: 1-1809 (602 amino acids)
Source: RefSeq, a predicted model, not a curated record